AUGUGGUGUCGAAACGUUGCUCUACUCUUCUGUCUCCUCAAUGGAGUGUUGUCGAUCGGAGAGAAUGCUAUGGAUUUCCAAGCCAUUACCGGAAUCAUUGGAGGAAUCGGGAAAAUGCUCGAGAGCAAAAUUGACACAAUCAAUGUUCCAGCCGAGAUGAUCAUGGGAAAAUGGUUCCAGAUGUACAAGGCUGCUAUGAACUUUGAUGUUGUCCGCACAACCAUGUUCUGUCCGGUUGCUUACUUCUCUCCUAAUCCGAUAAUGGGUGAAGAAGGAUUCUCGAUGCAAGAAGCUUACAGAGUGGUCUCCAAGACUGGUCCAAUUGAGACUUACAAGAGAGAUAUGAACAAAGUUGGACCAGGACAAUACUGGAUGUACACUGAGGAAUACUUCUACCCAAGACAAUUCUACGUCAUCGGAGCCGGACCAUCAUUCGAUAACAGCAGCAGAAACUCCACUGAGCCAAUGCAGUACUUGAUCGCUUCAGACGCUAACCGCCUUUCUCUUAUGGUGUAUGCUAGAGAUCCUCUCGUGUUUUUCCAGAAGUACAACAAAGAGGUCGUUGAGUUCAUGAAUGGACAUGGAUUUGGUGGAAACGUUUUCUGGAACAGCCCAAAGCCAAUCUACCAAGGACCAGACUGCGAAUGGCCAUCUGAGAAGGAAGUCUUUGCUAGAAGAGUCCUCAAGAACCAAGAGAUGAAUGAGCGAAACAAGAAUGGAACAUCCGACCCAAUCCUCUCCGGAAUGCCACUGGCCGAUAUGAUUCGCGACCCAAAGCGUACUUUGGAAAGACUAGUAGGAACGAAAGCAUUGCAACAAGCAUCUGCCGGAAUUACCGCCGGUCCACCAGCCAGCCGUAGCGAGUGA
Molecule: messenger RNA, 867 nt
Organism: Caenorhabditis remanei
Lineage: Eukaryota; Metazoa; Nematoda; Chromadorea; Rhabditida; Rhabditidae
Exons: 6
Coding region: 1-867 (288 amino acids)
Source: RefSeq, a predicted model, not a curated record